AAUUAAUGCACGUAGAGAGACUUGCCGCCGACGCUGUUAGCAAAGAAUUUCUCGAUCGUCGCACACCAUGGUCUCUCGCACUAAUCUGCAUACCAUAGAAAUUCGUUCGCUGUAGUUUACUUGGAAAAAAUGGCUCGCAAGCAAUAGCGCCUGCGCUGCACAGCAAGGAGGACAGUCCUGCGCCGACUGACCUUCCUAUACCCUCCAUGCUUCAAUCUUGCUAAGAAGCAACUACUUCCCCUGCGCAACAACAGCAUCACCUUCUUCGUAAAAUGCGAUACCACCAUACGGCAGACGUCCGUGCUUCAUACCUCUCCCUAGUACCUUCUCCAACAAGAACAAGUCCGACACUCAAACUGCGUAGCAGACUACCAGCUUCAGCAGACCACUAUCUAGACCUUCACUUCAUCUAGACCAUCACUUCUCCAACACACCACAUACCCAAAGUGAAGCCCCCUUCUCCCCCAUUUCCUCUGUACAACGCACAAGGAACGGCCGAGGAGAAUAUGGAGAAAUCCAGUAACGGAGUCGAGCCGACCUCUACGUUGUCUACUAGUACAGCGAGCACAGCGCAUACGAUGGCAGAACCAUCUUCCUCUAGUUCCAACGCACUGACGCACAGAGUCGUCAAUGGAACACGUUUCGCCCAAGACGACGCACACGUAAGCGUGGAUCGGAGAUAUACUGUUCUUAUGGAGGAAUCUAUAUAAAGUUUAAAUUUUGAGUCAACUACCCGUCGUAAAUGAAAUCAAUCCCCAUCCUCGUCCUUCAUACUUGCCUUCGCGUCCGACGAAGAAAAAUACCGUUUUUACGUCGUCUUCGCCCUCAAGUUGAUUUUUAUCGCGCCAUGGAGAUUUGCCCUGUGGGCAAUAGCGCACGUGAUGUUGGGUCUCUUCUACAUCCUAGCCCAAGUAGAGAAGAAUAUUAUGCAAUCUGUCUACGAAAUUGACCGGCCAAUACGAGAAACUCUUACUGGCGGGAUUGCGUUCAAAAUCUACUUGGCGUUUUGCGGGAUUUUCGUCCGUAUAAGGUUUGUAGAGAAGAAGGAAGACCACGUAGCAAAGGUGGAGACCUACUGGAACUUGCGGGAUACGCCGAUAAUAGUGAGUAAUCACACUGGUUACGUGGAUGGGCCACUUUACUUAUGGCCAUAAGGAUAAAUGGUUUAGUCUUGGUUAAGUACUGGCGCCUUUUCACUUUCUACAUUAUUUAAAACCUUAAUAGUGAAACAAUGGCGCCUUUUCAACAAUGGCGCCUUUUCACUUUCUAUAUUAUAACACCUUCAUAGUGAAACAAGAACAACUUCACGAUUGCCACUUUCUACAUUAUAACACCGUAAUAGUGAAACAAGAACAACUUCACGAUUGCCACUUUCUAUAUUAUAACACCUUCAUAGUGAAACAAGAACAACUUCACGAUUGCAUUGAUAAAGUAAAACGCGAUAACGUCCAACGCGCAAGAAUCUACAGUUCCGAUCAAAACCCAUGCACAUCUAAUCCCAACCUGCUUCCUCUACCGCUGCAAGCCUGUGAUGACCUCGUGGGUUUUAGACUUGCCUUUGAUUGGCCGUUGUGCGAGGGACCUAGGUUCGAUUCCCGUGGACCUAAGGAAUGAGCAAAGUAGGCUAGCUAGUAUGAACCGGAUAAAGACGCAUUGUGAAGCGUGGCGACCACCACCUAGUUCGGAUCCAGAGAGGCCAAAACUCUAUUUAAGGGUUACCGAAUUGCAUCCUUCACUACCAUUCUUGACUUAUUUUCCAAUAGGAAAGAAGUCAAGGAUGAUCUGAAGAAUGUAAUUGCGCAACCCCUAAUCUAUGACCCGAUCAAAGAGGGUUGUGUGUCUGCUUCCGGAGAAGGAGGAGCAUCAUCGUCAGAGCAGGGAGCGGCUGUAGCGGUCGUAGUGGAAGUCAUGGCGAUGGAGAUUUAUUACAGCCCUGACCACACCCCUCAUUGUUCUCAUCGGUUAGUAUAGAGAAUUACUACCAAUAACCUCAACCUCCUCAGCACUCCAGUGUGUGCGAUUUUGAUUAGCUUAUCUAACUGCGAGGUAAGUGAAGUUAAGUGACCUACAAUCUAAAAAACCUCCAGUCACCAUUAUUACAGCCUUCAGAAAGAUUACUUUGUAGAGUGAGAAAGAUUACUUAGGUCUAAGUUUUAGAUUUUUUUUUUGUGCUAAUCCCAGUUCAGACGAAGGGCGGUUACGUGCGCCUCUUCUACAACAAGGCUCAGCUGCAAGCAAGGGCUCUCUUCCUACUGCACAAGCUUUGUUGGGGGAGCCCUGUGACCGUGCGGACCCUCUGCUGCAUCGCGCACAAGCAUGCCUGAUCUUCCCAGAAGGCAGUUGCUGUAAUGGGGAACGAGUAGGCAUGUUCAAGAAAGGGGCUUUCACAUUAUGGAUAGGAUUAAGGAAAGAGAGGACUUCGACUUAGUUUUAUUCCAAUGCGCGAUUUUUACUGACUGAAAAGUAAGAAAUCAAAUGGAAAACUAUCGUUCGCUGCCAGAGCUAGCGCUACUAUCUUCUAACCUUUGCUGCCGCACCUAUUAGACCUGUAGUUGCUCAGUGGUACAAUUGGGGAGGAUGGAACUCUGCUUUGGCGGAGUCUCAGCGUGACAAUGACUGGAUAAACGGGGAGAACGCCUUUGAUGCGGAUAGCCUACUAGCCGAAUACUGCUAUUCUUCAACCGAUGGCUCAGUAGGGCGUGCGGAAUGCAGAACGGCAGAAGAGAAGAGUGCUUUGAAUUAUGGAAGACAAUCAACUUUUUUGAACUUAUAUGCGGUAUAGACAAAGAUUUGUUGUUGCUGGAGCAAGCAGGCCAGACAUGCCUUGUUCCAUGAUUUAUAUUCCUAUAGAAGAUCUUUUUUUGCUCCCCUGGAGAAUACCAAGAAGACACAUUAUCAUUAAUUCAAAAUUAUAAAUUAUAUGAACGUGGUCUCACUAAUUCAUUAUACAUUAUAUGAACGUGGUCUCACUCUCAGUCUCUAAUUCCUAGACUUGAACACACCCCGCGUUUACAAUGCGGAACACUAUCCAGGUGAAUUGCGGACUUAUUCGGCUUACUGGUGGUUUUUGCUGUUCCUGAUGGAGCCUUUUCUUAUGAAAAAGUUCCUAGUACUUUUGAAUCUGAAAAUUGGAAAUUCUCAUUUGAAGCCAUGUCAACAGAGAUCAAUUGAAUUUUAUCCUCUACAAGUAGAUGAGUCUAGUCUUGUUCUACCUAGAAGAAGUUGCUACAACUGAAGUGGUAAAGAAUCACAACCAUAAUUAAAAAAGUCUUUCCUACCUCUCGAAUGGGUACACUACUACUACUAAUCACAACUUGUUCACCGUCACCCUCUAAUCUUAACCUCUGCACUCUCUAUUGCCUCCCGCCUUACACGCCUUCGCAGCCUGAAAGAGAGGACGCUGAACUUUACGCCGCGAACGUCCAUCGUCUCAUCCAGAUCAGCUAUCAGCUAUUGCGCAAAGGUGUCGUGCCGAAAGUGGAGUACUAGAGGUGUCUUGUAAUGGUGUAACUUAGUACUUCUUGAGAUGUGUAAUAGUAACUUACUUCUUCAAGAUCAUCACGAGCUAAAAUCGGUGCUCCUGCUGCAUUGGCAGUGCGAGUGCUCUUUGGGUUGCGUCUAUGGAAUGCUUCAUUUCAAGCACCCUCUUAUGAUGGAGGACUUCUGAGCACAUUCAGAGCACCAUAAUGGAUUCAACAUCUACUUCUUCUUGAGCUACAACUCGGUUAACAAAUCUAGUUGCACCAUUUUUACUAGAUUCAUUUUGCUAUCAAUGUAAGAU
This is a messenger RNA of Amoebophrya sp. A25, 3781 nucleotides long. Lineage: Eukaryota; Dinophyceae; Syndiniales; Amoebophryaceae. The record is from the annotation of a GenBank genome assembly.